This is a messenger RNA of Clarias gariepinus (North African catfish), 2344 nucleotides long. It is a transcript of the gene mapkapk2a, whose product is annotated as MAPK activated protein kinase 2a. The transcript has 10 exons. Gene Ontology annotation, cellular component: cytoplasm; nucleus. The record is from RefSeq and is a predicted model, not a curated record. Lineage: Eukaryota; Metazoa; Chordata; Actinopteri; Siluriformes; Clariidae. The coding region runs from base 471 to 1649 and encodes 392 amino acids. Gene Ontology annotation, biological process: cellular response to vascular endothelial growth factor stimulus; vascular endothelial growth factor receptor signaling pathway; inflammatory response. Gene Ontology annotation, molecular function: calcium-dependent protein serine/threonine kinase activity; mitogen-activated protein kinase binding; calcium/calmodulin-dependent protein kinase activity.
CGGAGGGGCUGAGCGCGAGCUGAGGAGCUAGCCGGCUAGCUAGCGCUGACCAUUGUUGUGUGUUUUUUUAAAAAGACAAAACAACAACGAUUCAAGUAUUUUAUGGUGUUUAAUCAGUAUUCUUUUCACAUACUGGAGCGUUAUACUAUUAACUCUUUUAAAAACGCCCUGUUCGGAGUGUUUCCUUCGGUUUGGACUCGGAAUUGGCGGAAUGGAUUUUAGCUGGCAAGCUAGCUGACAAGCCACCUUCGAGUUGAGCUAGCAUCAAAGUUGGCGAAACUAGCCGAAGCCGGUUUUUAUUGUAGUUUUUUUUAAGUAUAUUUGGCCAAUACUGUGUGAGUAGGUCACCAAGUGGUCGUUUAUAAAGUUUAAGAAAACAGGUGGUGAAAGACAAGAAGUAGGGGGGAGCCGCGGUCGCCUCAGCUGUGUGUGUGUGUGUGUGUGUGUGUGUGUGUGUCCGUCCUUGCGAGAUGUUGUCCAACUCGCAAAAUCAGCUGGUGUUCCCCAACCAGCAGCAGCAGCAACAACAACAACAGCAGCAGCAGCAGCAGCAGCAGCAAGCUCUCCAGCACCUUCAGUUUCACGCCAAACCUGCGCUUCAGAUCAAGAAAAACGCCAUAACAGACGACUACAAGGUCACCAACCAGGUCCUGGGUUUGGGCAUCAAUGGCAAGGUGUUGGAAAUUGUUCAGAAGAAGAACGGAGAGAAGUAUGCGCUAAAGAUGCUGCAGGACUGUCCCAAAGCCAGGCGAGAGGUAGAGUUGCAUUGGCGAGCAUCACCCUGUACUCACAUUGUGCGUAUCAUUGAUGUAUAUGAGAACCUCUACCAGGGCCGCAAGUGCUUACUCAUCGUCAUGGAGUGUAUGGAUGGCGGGGAGCUUUUCAGUCGAAUUCAGGACCGAGGUGACCAGGCGUUCACUGAGAGAGAGGCUUCGGAAAUCAUGAAGAGCAUUGGAGAGGCUAUUCUCUACCUGCACUCUAUCAAUAUAGCACACAGAGACGUCAAACCUGAAAAUCUGUUGUAUACCUCAAAACGACCGAACGGCGUCCUUAAACUCACAGACUUCGGGUUUGCCAAAGAGACGACCACACUCAAUUCGCUGGCCACUCCAUGUUACACUCCCUAUUAUGUUGCACCUGAAGUUCUUGGUCCAGAAAAGUAUGACAAAUCCUGUGAUAUGUGGUCUUUGGGUGUCAUCAUGUAUAUUCUGCUCUGUGGCUACCCACCUUUCUAUUCCAAUCACGGCCUGGCCAUAUCACCUGGGAUGAAGAGGAGGAUUCGAAUGGGACAAUAUGAGUUUCCUAAUCCUGAAUGGUCCGAAGUCUCGGAAGAAGCCAAACAACUCAUCAAGAGGUUGCUAAAGACGGAGCCCUCAAUGAGAAUAACCAUAUCAGAGUUUAUGUACCAUCCCUGGAUCAAUCAGUCGAUGGAAGUGCCACAGACACCCUUGCACACCAGUCGGGUACUGAAAGAGGAAAAAGAUGUCUGGGAGGAAGUAAAGGAGGAAAUGACUAGUGCCUUGGCCACCAUGAGAGUAGACUACGAGCAGAUCAAAAUCAAGACCAUUGAGGAUUCCUCCAAUCCACUGCUAAUGAAGAGAAGAAAGAAAGCCAACAUGGCCUCUGAAAAUCAGGAACCCAACAGCUGAGGGACAGUGUUGGUCUCAAAAUGUAUCCAUCCAAGUGUAGGUUCAGAAAGGUUAUGAAAAGGAAGCAAUAAUUCAUUAAAAAUGGCAGCGUAAGAGGGAAUGGAAAUUUAAAACAGAUUCAGAUCUUAUCUUUUACUGUUUUUUUUUUCUUCUUUUUUUCAGCUUUCUUAAUAAUUGUUUUUAUUCCUCAGUCUUUUUAACUAUUUAAUCACUCUGUCAUGGCAAGGCAUUUAGAAAUUUGGCAGAGCAGGGUUAUGUUUUUUCAGAAAAAGCUUACCUCUGUACUCGUUUAUAUUACUCACUUGGUAUUUCGAUUUAUUGGUGGAAAGACUACAGAAGAGAAGGAUUGUUUUGCCUUUUUAGUUUCCCUUCUCCCACCCCCCUCCGCACCUAAAUCAAAGCCAUUGGUACCUUGGUACUGGUCACAUGCACACCUGUCACUGAUUGAUUAGUUAAUUUCCUAUCAAUUUGUUUUGGAUGUGCAAGCCAAGUUUUUCACUCUCUUAUAAUGGGUUCUUCAUUUUUUGCAUGUGCAUUUUUCUGGUGCUUGUGAUAAAACUACCAGAAGAACUUGCGAUCUUUCUCACCAAGCACAUCCUCCCCCGACUACCCCUCACCACCACCACCACCCCCCACCUCACUCCCCUUUCUCAGAAACACCCCUGCACUUGUAUGCAUUUCGAAUUCUAAUCUGA